UGUGUUGGUGCUACCUAGAGUUUUCCGACGGCACCUGAAUGCGUCAGCCUCGCCUCGCUCAUACGGCGGGAGAUUUGAUUACACGCGACAUCAUCUUCAUCACAUAAUAUGCGAAUUGAAACCAAAAACAAUGAAUCAUGUGAGGAACAUAAAAGAAAUGCUGAGCAUCCCAACUGGAAGCAGGUGGUUAGCUAACACGAAUGUGGCCACCAGCGGCUACUCCAGUUGCACAGAUUCUCAGUUUUUCUUUGGGUCUCAGUUUUGGCCUGAAAAUUCACAAGGCACAUCUCAGGAUAUGAGUUUGUCAUCCAGGACCUCCCAACAAAGUUCACAAGAGGGGAGUGACCCAAAGUUUUCAAACAGUUAUCACACCAAACCUCUCCUGUUUGGAGAAUUUAAGGACAAAGCCAAAGCUUUUGGAUUACUGGAUAAAUUUGAGGAGGACAAGAAAAAGGCAAAAGAAAAAACUGACAGUGAUAUUUUAGCCAAAGAAUGUCUAAAUAUUCAAGAAACUCUCAACAAUAUCCAACAACUGGUCGCUGGCACAGAGAAAAACACUGCUGUGUGCCAAACAGUCCUUGAAAAGUUUAACAACUUUGCAUCAACAUCACAAAAUAAUCUCAGCAGUCUCCAGAGUGACAUUUCACAGCAGUUUGAGACUUUGCUAAAUAAAGUGAACUCCCAGAAAGAGGUGAUGACAGAACUGGAAGAAAGGGUGCAAAAGAGCGGAGACACAACUGCAGAACUUGCGUCAAGUGUGAAAAGCUUAAAAAAUAGUCUGGAGUGUCUGAGACAGGAGCAGGAAAGAGAACGAAGCAUGCUUGAAGAGGCCCUGAAGCUGCUCAACGCCUUAGUCUUAGAGCAUUCGGUUAAACCCAGUCCUGGGAAAGUAAUGGACUCUGCUAGUCAAACGUCACCAGUGCAGGACAACAAACUUGAAGGCACACAGUUUACAAGUACAUCAUACAACCUUGAACACAAUCUGGUUGAAGUUCCCCCUCAGGACUCCAGCUGCAUCAUCGGGAAAAGGAAAUCCACUUUGGGAGGCAUCAGGAGGAGGCGCAAAAAGAGACCGCUGGUGCUCUCACAGAGGAGUAAGCGCAUCGUCUCAGAUGAAAUCAGUCAACCUGUCAUGAACCGUCACAAACAACAAAAAGUUUCGAGACCUCUGUGUGAGCUUCAUGAUCAGAACAGGGUAACCAGCCGGGACAGUUUCAAACCAGACUGUCUAAUGCCACUGAACAGGGAGACCAGAUCCAGCAAAGCUGCAGGAUGUUUCAUCACCCCUCUCAGCUGCUGGUCUCAGGACAGUACCAGCUCUGCGUGCCUCACAGGAUUCGAGUCCAAAACGGAGACCCCGGUGAAACCUGAAAGCUUCUGGCAGUUGUUUGACAUGGAUUGUGAUUUUGAUAUAGGCUUUUAGAGGAUGACCAAAGGACUCAGAACGGUAGCAUUUGUUUUGUUAUUUCUGUGACUAGCAGAAUAAUAGACAAAAAAUAUUUUAGCUCUUGUGACCCAUGUUCUUAGUUUUCAAAGUAUUCAGUUUUUGAAGAGGGAACGUAUUUAUUUUUUUGUCUUAGAGUGUAGAAGCUGUGGAGAGCUGUAAGAAGGUAUCACACAAACCUUAAAAAACUUGUUCAAGUUUCUCUUUUUUCUGCGAACAUGAAAAAAGUACUGUUCCAGUCAGGCUUCUUUGCUGACUUUUUAAUUUAACUUAUUCUCAUUAACUUAUUCUGUAUUCAUUCUGAUGACUGAGCAUUGCAAAAUAAACAGAAACAUUCUGAAAACAAA
Messenger RNA from Thunnus maccoyii (southern bluefin tuna), 1791 nucleotides. Its product is annotated as interactor of HORMAD1 protein 1. The transcript has 8 exons. The record is from RefSeq and is a predicted model, not a curated record. Lineage: Eukaryota; Metazoa; Chordata; Actinopteri; Scombriformes; Scombridae. Gene Ontology annotation, cellular component: condensed nuclear chromosome. Gene Ontology annotation, biological process: DNA recombination; homologous chromosome pairing at meiosis; meiotic DNA double-strand break formation. Bases 131 to 1423 code for a protein of 430 amino acids.